Chironomus riparius is the source of this 195-nucleotide messenger RNA. The record is from the annotation of a GenBank genome assembly. Lineage: Eukaryota; Metazoa; Arthropoda; Insecta; Diptera; Chironomidae.
AUGGUUGAGCAAUUGGAAAUGGAAACUGGAAGAAUUUCCAGAUUAGUUAAAAAUAAAAUAACUUGGAUUGUCGUCGUCAGCAUCAUCGCUGCAUUUACAUUGGGGUACUUUUUAGGCAGAAACUGUGAGGACCGAAAUGAGCCACCAAGAUAUUAUCCACCACCAAUGCCACAAUAUCCAGGAGCUCGAACAUAA